Messenger RNA from Racocetra fulgida, 1285 nucleotides. NCBI's taxonomy places the organism in Eukaryota, Fungi, Glomeromycota, Glomeromycetes, Diversisporales, Gigasporaceae. The record is from the annotation of a GenBank genome assembly.
AUGAGCUCAUUAAAUACUCGCAUACAGGAUAAAGAUAAGAAAAAGAAAUGGGAACCACCACUUCCCACUCGUGUUGGUAAAAAAAGAAGAAGAGGCCCUGACGCAACGUCUAAAUUGCCUGCCGAUUAUUUAUUGAUGGAGGAAGAGUUUGUUCAAAAUCAAGAGAGAUUAAAACCACAAGAAGAAAAGGCACAAGAAGAAAGAACCCGGGUGGAUGAUUUACGCGGUUCUCCAAUGGGUGUGGGCUCUCUGGAAGAAAUCAUUGACGAUGAUCAUGCAAUAGUUUCUUCUUCUACGGGACCGGAGUAUUAUGUCAGCAUUUUAUCUUUUGUGGAUAAAGAUUUGUUGGAACCAGGAUGUUCAAUUUUGUUACAUCAUAAAGCUAUGUCUGUUGUUGGUGUACUUCAAGAUGAUACUGAUCCAAUGGUUAGUGUUAUGAAACUUGAGAAAGCACCUACAGAAUCAUAUGCAGAUAUUGGUGGUUUAGAACAACAAAUUCAAGAAAUCAAAGAAUCUGUAGAAUUACCCCUAACACAUCCAGAACUUUAUGAAGAAAUGGGCAUUAAACCUCCAAAAGGUGUUAUCCUAUAUGGAGUUCCAGGAACAGUAAAUAUCUUUGCAUAUGCAGGUAAAACACUUUUGGCUAAAGCCGUGGCGAAUCAAACAUCUGCAACUUUCUUGCGCGUUGUGGGUUCAGAAUUGAUCCAAAAAUAUCUUGGAGAUGGUCCAAAACUUGUACGCGAAUUAUUUCGUGUUGCUGAAGAACAUGCGCCUUCCAUUGUAUUUAUUGAUGAAAUUGAUGCUAUUGGAACUAAACGAUAUGACUCCAAUUCAGGUGGCGAAAGAGAAAUUCAAAGAACUAUGUUAGAGCUUCUAAAUCAGUUAGACGGGUUCGAUUCUAGAGGAGAUGUCAAGGUCAUCAUGGCAACAAAUCGUAUUGAAUCAUUAGACCCUGCUCUGAUUCGCCCGGGUCGUAUUGACCGAAAGAUAGAAUUUCCACUUCCAGACGUAAAAACGAAACGUCGUAUUUUUAAUAUUCAUACGGGAAGAAUGACAUUAUCUGAUGAUGUGGAUCUUGAGGAAUUUGUAAUGUCUAAAGAUGAUUUGAGUGGUGCUGAUAUUAAGGCAAGUUUUUUGAAAAAAAAUCUAGGUUUGAAAGGGACAAACAUAAUCAAUGCUAUUUGUACUGAGGCAGGUUUGCUUGCUCUACGGGAACGUCGCAUGAAAGUUAUCGCUGAAGAUUUUAGGAAAGCGCGUGAAAAAGUUCUUUAUCGCAAGUCUGAAG